AUGAGCUCAAAGUCCGCCGCUGCCUCCGCUGCCGCCAAGAAGUUCUUCUUCUACCACGGCCACCGCCGCCCUUCCCAGAACCGCCCCGUCGUCCGCGGCGGCCUCUUCACCAACCGGAUCGCCGCCGCCAUCCCCCCCCCUCACCGCCGCCUCCCCACCGCCGCCGUUGACUUCCGCGACUGGGACCCAGAUCACCGCCCUUCCCUCCCUGGUGACCGCCGCCGGUGCCCAACUGGGCUUCCUUCUUCCUCCUCCGCCGCUGCCCAGUCCCUCUCCCCCAUCGCCCGCUAUAUCUGCGACUCCCUCCGCCGCCACGGCGGCUGGUGUGCCGCCGUCCUCUCCGACCUCCGCAAGCUCCGCCGCGUCUCUCCAGAGCUGGUGGCGGAGGUCCUCAAGCUCCAGCUCGACCCCGCCGUCUCCUCCCGCUUCUUCCACUGGGCCGGCAAGCAGAAGGGCUACCGCCACUCCUUCGCCGCCUACAACGCUCUCGCCCACGCCCUCUCUCGCUCCGGCCGUCACCGCGCCGCCGACCAGGUGCCGGAGCUCAUGGCCGCCCAGGGCAAACCCCCCACCGAGAAGCAGUUCGAGAUUCUCAUCCGCUUCCACGCCGCCGCCGGCCGCGGCCUCCAUAUCCACCAACUGUUCGACAAGAUGCGCCGCAAGUUCAAGCUGAGGCCCCGCGUCUUUGUCUACAACCGCAUCAUGGAGGCCCUUGUUAGAACGGGCCAUCUCGAGCUGGCCCUCUCCGUGCACCGGAGCUUCGCCGAGGAUGGGCUCAGAGAAGAGGCCGUCACCUUCAUGGUGCUUGCCAAGGGGCUCUGCAAGGUGGGCAGGGUGGAGGAGGCGCUGCGGCUGGUGGGCCGCAUGAAAGCCGAGCUCUGCUCCCCGGACGUCUUCGCCUACACCGCCAUGCUCAAGCUCCUCGCCGCUGGCGGCCAUGUCGACGGCUGCCUCAAGCUCUGGGCGGCCAUGGCGGAGGAGCAAGACAAAGUGGAGCCCGAUGCGAUGGCGUACACGGUGAUGGUGAGGGCGCUCUGCGCCGCCGGGAGGGGAAGGAAGGGGAUGGAGCUGUUCAGGGAGAUGAAGGGGAAGGGGAUGAUGGUGGACAGGGCGGUGUACGCGGCGCUGGUGGCGGCGCUGGUCGCCGGGGGGGAGGUCGCCGCCGCCUGCGAGCUCCUCAAGGAGAUGAUCGGAGACGGGUACCGCGUUGACCUCGGGAUCUACAGCUCCCUGAUCUCCGGGAUGUGCACCGCCGGAAGGGCCGACAAGGCCUUGAAGCUCCUGAGAAUCGCCGUCGUGGAGGAGGGGCUCUCCCCCGGGCCGGCGGCGGUGACCCCGCUGCUGGGCUUCCACGCCGCCGCCGGAGAGGCGGAGAAGGCGGUGGCGGUGGUGGAUGAGCUGGCGGCGGCGGGGCUGCCCGUCGCCACCCUGCUGGAGAGCUUCUUCCUCGACUUCGCCGGCGGCGGUGGAGAUGGGGACCGGCCGCUGCGGGCGCUGGAGGUCUUCGGAAGGUUGCAGGAGAAGAACGAGGAGAAGAGUAGGAGCUUCUGCAGCAGCGCCGCCAUGUACAAUGCGCUGAUAAGCGGCCUCCGCCUGAGCAAGCAGCCGGAGAAGGCCAUCUCCCUGUUCCGAGGAAUGGCCGAUGCCGCCGUAGAGGGGGACUGUGAGACUUACAGCGGCGUGAUCCCCUGCUUCGUGGACAUCGGCGACAUGCCGUCGGCGUGCUCAUGCUACAACAGGAUGAAGGAGCUCUCGUGGGUCCCCAGAGUGGAGGCCUACAGGGCGCUGGUGAGGGGGCUAUUCCAUAGCGGCGAGAUCGCCGCCGCCGUUGGCGUGGUCAGGGACUGCCUGGGGAGUGUCGCCACCGGCGGGCCGAGGGAGUUCAAGUACGCGGUGGCGGCGCUGCAGGCCUGCCGGAGAGGAGCAGGGAAGGUGGUGGCGGUGGUGGAGGAGAUGGCGGAGGAGGGGGUGCAACCGGAGGAGGCGGUCUGCGCCGCCGUGAUCGAUGGGUUCUGCCGGCACGGCGGCGGCGCCGCCGCCGAAGGGGCGGCGGAGGUGUGGGGGGUGAUGAGGGAGAGGGGGCUGAUCACGGCGGCGGAGGAGGUCGUCUACAGCGAGAUGGUGGAGGAGCACCUGAAGAGGACGGCGGCGGGGCUGGUGCUCUCCGGCCUCAAGUUCUUCGGCUUGGAGGCCAAGAUGAAGCUAACAAGAGAGUUGGCCUACCGCCAUUGA
Spirodela intermedia is the source of this 2232-nucleotide messenger RNA. Lineage: Eukaryota; Viridiplantae; Streptophyta; Magnoliopsida; Alismatales; Araceae. The record is from the annotation of a GenBank genome assembly.